UAUAUUUUUUUACACUUUGUAUGCAUAGUAUGGGGUUAUAAUACCAAAAUUUUAAUAAUUUUUUUCAAUAAUGUUGUGCAUUCUCUUUUCAUUUUAGGUGCACUAUUCAUAUAAUCAUACAUAAUGGUUGGAACUGGAAGUGCAAGUGCAAGCUCUAGUUCAGUUGCAAAUGUCCGAAAUGAAAAUACCCCCUUUAAAAUUGAUCAAGAUUCACCACUUUGGCAUUAUACAACAAUGAUCAAGCCAGUGUCUGGUGGUGGGGGUUUUGUUUGGCAAUGCAACCAUUGUGGCACUGAGUAUACCAGCUCAUACUAUCGAGUGAAAGGCCACCUUUGUUUCAUCCCUAGGCGUGGAAUAAAAUUUUGUAAGGGAUCAGAUGGCAAGGGGCUGCCAAAAGCUCUAGUUUUGGGAUAUAUUAGAGAACAAGAGGAAGCUGAUAGGAGAAGUAGCAAAGCAAAGACUGAUCAUCCUCUUGUCCAUCAAAGCUCAAUGUCUAAGAGGCCUUCUAGUAGCAUGGGCUCCACAAGACCAGCUGGUUCACAUCCUUUCAUGCAAAACCCACCAGUUGAUGCAGUAGAGAAUCAGAAUGUUGUGGCUUCACGGAAAAGAGGCCCAUUGGAUUUUGCCUUCAAAAAAGAACUGAGAGAGAUUGCAGAUUCCAAAAUUGCACGUUGCCUUUAUGGCAAUGGGCUUCCUUUCAACCUUGUUAGAUCACCUUACUUUCGGGACAUGGUGCAUACUCUUUGCAAUACACCUUCUGAUUAUGUUUGUCCAUGGUAUGAAAAGGUGAGAACCACCUUAUUGGCAAAGGAGAAAGCAUCCAUAGAGUUACAGUUGAAGGUCAUCAAAGAUACAUGGCAGGAAACAGGUGUGACCAUUGUUUCUGAUGGAUGGAAAGAUUGUAAAAAUAGGCCAUUGAUCAAUGUUAUAGCAGUGUGUCCUAAAGGGGCAAUGUUUUUGAAAGCAGUGGAUUGUGAGGGGCAAGUGAAAGAUGCAAGUUUCAUUGCCAAUAUCUUGAUAGAAUGCAUUGACAUGGUGGGGCCUCAAAAUGUUGUCCAAGUUGUAACUGACAAUGCUAAAAAUUGUAGGGCAGCAGGGACUAUAGUGGAGGCUACAUAUGGUCACAUCUUUUGGACACCAUGCGCAGUACACUCACUCAAUUUAAUCAUGCAAAAGCUUGGCACACAAAUUGAUUGGGUGAAAAAACUAUAUGCGGAGGGCGAGGAGAUUCAAAUGUUUGUGACUAAUCAUCAUAUGUCACAAGCCAUUUUCAGGACCUUCUCCAAGUUGGAGUUGUUGAAGGUUGCUGAAACACGAUUUGCAUCUCACACGCUCGUCUUAAGACGACUUCUGAAGGUGCGAGACGCCUUGAGUUCUAUGGUCAUCAACAGCUUGUGGAGUGUAUGGAAGCAGUCCCACACAGAAAGAGCUCUAAAAGUAAGAGCAUUGAUCCUUAGUGAGAAAUGGUGGGAUGAUGUGGAAUAUGUUUUGAAUUUCACUGAGCCCAUCAUGAGCAUGAUCAGGUAUGCUGAUACUGAUCGCCCAUGUUUGGGCGAGAUUUAUGAUGGCAUGGAUUGCAUGGUGGAAAAAAUAAAAGAAGUAAUAAAUAGAAAAGAAAAUGACCCAACGGAAACAUUUUUCAAAGUUGUGCAGAAAAUUGUUGUUGACCGUUGGAACAAGAUGACCACCCCCUUACAUCUCUUAGCAUUUGCUUUGACGCCAAAAUUUUAUAGUGCAGAGAUGCUUGCAACACCAAGGAGGGUGCCACCAUAUAGAGAUGCAGAGGUUGCUUCUGGCUAUAGGGCUGCCUUUAAAAAGAUAUAUCAAGAUGAGGAGACAAGAAAUAUUGUCAUGAGGGAGUUUGGCCAAUUUGUAUCUACAAAAAAUCAUGAUGUUGUAGCUCUUAAUGCUAGAUAUGGGAUGGAUGCUGAUGAGUGGUGGUAUGUACAUGGUCAAGGCUCCAUUUACUUGCAGCCUCUUGCAAUUAAACUUAACUCCCAAGUAUGUAUCUUUUUAUUUUUUAUUUUUAUAGUUUUCCAAUUCCAUUUGAUGCUAUCAUUUUUUUAUUUUAUAAUUUUAAUUUGUAAAUUUCUAAUUAUGUUUUAAC
Messenger RNA from Cryptomeria japonica (Japanese cedar), 2107 nucleotides. RefSeq lists its product as uncharacterized. The record is from RefSeq and is a predicted model, not a curated record. The transcript has 2 exons. The coding region runs from base 124 to 2106 and encodes 660 amino acids. NCBI's taxonomy places the organism in Eukaryota, Viridiplantae, Streptophyta, Pinopsida, Cupressales, Cupressaceae.